AUGGUGCUGCUUACCAUGACGGCUGCCAUGGUGGGGGCAUUGGAGAAGAUUCAGGGUGGCGGGCGAGCGGCAGAACAAAACGAUUCGCUUCGCAACGACAAUGUUCUCACAGCAGGCAACGAUGGCAGCAACGGGAGGAAUAGCGAGCAGACGCAACAGCAUACAGAGAAUAGACCUGGAGAAGCAGAAAGAAAGUCUGCAGCGUCAGAAAACUCGUCGUGUUCGAAAGAGAAUCCAGAGAGCAAUGCGCUGGGGGAACCAACCCUUUCAAAUCCAAGAAUAGGCAAUCCAAUAUCCCAUGGGCAAAUCGUGGACCUUUCGCAGAAUAUGAAAGCUCAGAAGCUUCGACCAUAUCUUCUGGAGGAGUUGCUCAAAGGUGCUAGAAUGUACAAUCCUCCACCGCCACCCAAGCCCGAACCUACUUCCGAGUAUAAAGCCCUCAUGGCACGACUCCGACGUGAAGAAGAAGCCCGCACAUAUGAACGAAUGACGAACCCUCCUCCUCCUAUGGAAACCUUCUCCCAGAGAUUCCCUGCUGCCUCUGCUGCGAGAGCCUUUGCCUCCAGUCACCAGAAUAUCAAUACAUCAGAUCCGGACGAUGACGAAGUUACAUAUGCGGAUGUAGACAGGCAAAUGGCUCUGAUAUUCAAUGUUCUGAUCAGUAUUGUUGCAUGUGCGGCAGCUAUCUGGAUUGCUGCCAAGUGGUGGAGCACACCUGCGAGACUGGCAUUGAGCAUGAGUGGUAGUGCUUUGGUUGGUGUCGCCGAAGUGAUAGUUUAUUCGGGAUAUCUUAGACGAGUGAGCGAGGCGAAAGGGAAGGAGAAACAAAUCAAAGAAGUCAAGGAGAUUGUCAACACGUGGGUCGUUGGAGCUGGAAAUGGCACUGAAGAAGCGACUGAGGAUAAUUCUGUUGCCAUUGAGUCAAAAGAGAUUGACCAAGGCUUGAGGGCGAGAAAAGGGAUAAAAGACGUCUCUUAA
Molecule: messenger RNA, 978 nt
Organism: Cadophora gregata
Lineage: Eukaryota; Fungi; Ascomycota; Leotiomycetes; Helotiales; Ploettnerulaceae
Exons: 2
Coding region: 1-978 (325 amino acids)
Biological process (GO): vacuolar proton-transporting V-type ATPase complex assembly
Cellular component (GO): endomembrane system
Source: RefSeq, a predicted model, not a curated record